Messenger RNA from Protopterus annectens (West African lungfish), 3489 nucleotides. It is a transcript of the gene TNIP2, whose product is annotated as TNFAIP3 interacting protein 2. Lineage: Eukaryota; Metazoa; Chordata; Ceratodontiformes; Protopteridae. The transcript is spliced from 6 exons. Gene Ontology annotation, biological process: regulation of transcription by RNA polymerase II; cellular response to lipopolysaccharide. The record is from RefSeq and is a predicted model, not a curated record. Bases 414 to 1883 code for a protein of 489 amino acids. Gene Ontology annotation, molecular function: K63-linked polyubiquitin modification-dependent protein binding.
CCAAGUAAUAAGAAAGAAUUGGAGUAGUCGAAGACAGGUUCAGCAAUCUUAACAAAAGUACUAAAAAAGUCCAACGUUUUAGGGGAAGUCCCAAGAGGAAAUUCCCACCCUCUUGAAAGAGUACUGUAUUGCGUAAUGUGCAUAUAUCUGGCUUUUAUGAUUCUUGAGUAGUGCUUGCAUAUUUGCUGGCGGUACUCUUUCGUUAUUGGGAUUUUUUGUAGAUGAGCAAUAAAAACCUUAGAGCUAUAUUUUAUGUUUUUUUCUGUUUAUACUGCCCCAUAACUAUGUGACAACUCCUCGGCGCUCGCAUUUAAAGAGUUAGCUGCUAUCGGCCUUUGGAUUGUAAUUUAACGGUGGCCUCUUUUCUGUGUUUUCUUUUUUUUUUACUCGUUUCCCCAACAAGUGACCUUUUAAUGCUUACAAUGUCCUCUAUAAGUAAUGGAAGUACUGAUGUCAUGAUUUUACGAUUUAAACAGUUGGAAGAUGUAGUGGAAGCAUUGCAAAAAGAAAACAAGAGUUUGAAAAACAAAUUACGGACUUUAAGCACUUUUAGCACUUUUUACCACGAAGCGCGACAACAGAUGGGGGAGCUGAAUACACAAUUAUCUACUAAAGACAAUGUUAUUGAAGAUCUGAAGGCUAGGCUAGCUAGGUAUGAAGCCACCAGUGUGCAAGUAGGGGGAGAAGAACGGCUGAUAACUUUUGGUCCCUCAAAAUCUUUAGUGGAAAACUUAAUUGAGGAGCUCGCCAAAGUAAAACAACAACUCAAAGACUCCGAGAAGCAAGUUGGCACUCUCUCCCAGGAGGUGCAAACUCUACAACAGCAACUACAAGAAAAAUCCAGAGAAAUCCAGCGAAUAAUAAACAGUCCUCAGAAUGAAAAAGACAUUGAGAUUUUUCAACUACAAAGACUUUUGAAAGAGACAGAGGUGGCUCAAGCUACGAAGGAAGUGCUAUGCCGUUCCUUGACUGAGGAAAGUGAACAGCUUCGAUUGAGACUAGCAUCCACAGCAGAUAUGUGUCAGCAACUUGCCAAGCGACUUGCAGAGGAAACUAGGUUACGAGGACAGGGUACAUUAGAAGAACAGAUUCACACUCAACAAACAAGUAAGGUACGAUGUGCUCAGCAGCCCAGUGUAAUAGAUAAACUACAAGAAGAAAACAAGGUUUUAAAGAAAAAGUUGAGCUAUGUUGAAGAUUUAAAUGCAAAAUGGCAAAAAUAUGAUGCCAGUAGAGAGGAGUACGUAAAAAAUCUGCAUUUGCAGUUGAAGGAGUUAAGAUCGCAUACAGAAGUUCAGAAGGGUCUGGUUCCAGUACAGACAAAUGCUGAGAUGAUGCAACAGGAAAUACUCAGACUGAAUAAGCUACUAGGAGAAAAGAUUAAAGACUGCAACCAAGCAAAGCAAAAACUGGAGGAAAUAGUAAAGGACCAAGUGCAUGACAAAGAGCAAAUUCAAAUGCUGCAGCAGCAGGUUCUAGUAUAUAAAGAUGAUUUCCAAUCUGAACGCAGAGAUCGGGAGCGAGCACAAGGCAAGAUACAAGAACUUCAGGAAGAAGCUGCCCGUUUACAUCAACAGCUUACUAGGAGAAAGGAUGCCCGAGAAUCAGCAGGUCAGGUGAGAAUACACUUUGGUAACAGAAAGCACAUUCACAUAGAGACUGAUGUUACAGACCCACUGUUAGGCAGCAGUUCUCCUCAGCUGGGAGUAAACCGAUGGAGUACAUCUGCAGAACUGGAAGAACCAGUAGUAAUCAAUAGGAGUUCAGGAUCUGACAGGAGAGUUCAAGGUGAAUUACAGUGCCCCCAGUGUCAACGACUGUUUAAUGAUGGUGAAGAAUGCCUAAAACACAUUUCAGAGUGUUUCCAUGAAACAAAUCACUGAUUUUUAAGGAGUCAGUUAACCAGUGGAAUCACUACUUGCUGAAGGUCUUUGUAUAGACUGGUACCAGCUAUUUAGAUGUUAACAGCAGUACUAGUUGCAGUCUGGUCUAGUCAUGUCUUUGUCGUUAAGUUACAAAUCCAUCUGGAAAUUCCAGCACCAAAGCUAUCUCCUGUGUUGUAUGGACCUUAUUUAAAAGUUUCAAGUGAUUGGGAGUCGGUAGCGCACAGUUUCCUGCCAGCAGGAGCCGAUGAUGCCGUAAGACUUGAGAAGGAGUCUGUGGUUUGACGUACAACCCUACAAAGUGGUGUGUUAAACAGUUUGGUUGAAAGUUGCGAGAGAAGCUGUUUUCCUCCUCUUCCCAGCUUAUUUGAGGUUUUCUAUGAUGCCAUCAGAAGUGAAAGGGUUAUUGUUUUCCUGUAUCCCAUGCUGGUGAUACCUGCAGUUUGAGUAGCUAUAGGCCAUAUAGCCAUGUAUGGAUUAAUAGACUGCAUAUUCUACAUAUGUAGGCAUUGAAUGGAUAGACCAUACACUCAGACUGAUGAACACAACCUGCACCCCAUGCUGCUUAUAGGAAAAUGUAAGAUACUAAAGACAAGCAAAAUUAAAAAAAUGAAAUAUCAAAAUGUGUUAACUCGUAUGUAGUUUAAUUGAAAUUCUGGAUAUAAAUUUGGACUAGAUAGAAUAUAUGGUUUUCUGUCAGACUUAAAAAAAUCUCAUAAGAAAUUGUGUACUUGUUACAGCCAUUAUAAUAACCACUCCAAUAAGUUAAUAAUACAGAAAUAAUUUAUUUGGGAACACAACAAGGGUGAGUCGCAAAUGGGCAUGACUUUAUGGGAGUGUGUAGACAAACACUGCUUUAUUACAUUUUGUUUUCAGAAAACUGACUUUUAAAUUAUUACAUUUUGAUUUUUAUUUAUAAUUAUUGUACAUUUAGCAUCUCUAACUAUCAGUUUGGUGCUACAUUUUAUGGAAGUGCACUUGAAAUGUGUACAUCUGAGAUAUGUUUAUAAUUAAACGGCUUAGCCACAGUUUAUUUAUCAAAACAGUGCCUGUAUAUAACAAAUUACUGCUAAAUGCACUGAGGGUACUUUAGCUGUGAAUACAGUGUUGCAGUUCUUGUGAAUAUAUUGUGUAUAAUAAUUUUCAGCUUCUAUUAGUAUGCUAAAAUAGUGAUAACCUUGCCUUCUAUGAAACUUUGUUUUAUCAUUUUGUUUUGAUUUGUUGAUAAUAUUUAAGACUAAAAGACUUUUCUCUAUUUUAAUGUUUGCUUUAUGUUAACAGAUGUACUGCAAAGAAUUUCAUAUGUAUCUAGGUAGUAAAUCUGUUCAGACCCAAAAUCUGUUUCCUCCAAUGUUUAACCUAUCCUUUUUUAGUAGUGAGCUAUUUCAUUUUAGCACUCUGCCAUUAACAUUGUCUUUAUUUAAUUUAGGAAUUAUAAUUUUGAUUUGUUUGUGUCUGUAAGGAAUAUGCACCUUUUGCACCAAAAUUAUUGCACAGAUUAUUUUUAUAUCAUCUGAAUUUUGAAAAGUGUUGUAGUUAACAUGGCAGACAGCUCUCUCUAAAAUGUUUAAAAUACUAUUUUUUUAAUAAAAAUAUUGAAAAGUUU